This is a messenger RNA of Dovyalis caffra, 954 nucleotides long. The record is from the annotation of a GenBank genome assembly. NCBI's taxonomy places the organism in Eukaryota, Viridiplantae, Streptophyta, Magnoliopsida, Malpighiales, Salicaceae.
GUGGCAGAUUGGUUUGCUAAGCUUUGGCCGUUUCGAACUAUUGGACCAACUAUACCGUCUAUGUAUUUAGAUAAACAACUUGAGGAUGACAAAGACUACGGUAUCAGCCUCUUUAAGCCAAACAAUGAUUUUUACAUGAAUUGGCUAAAUGACAGGCCAAAAGGAUCAGUUGUAUAUGUUUCAUUUGGAAGCCUGGUAGAUCUUAAAGCAGAGCAAAUGGAAGAACUAGCUUGGGGGUUGAAGAGGAGCAAUUGUUAUUUCCUGUGGGUGGUAAGGGCAUCGGAAGAAGCUAAACUCUCCAAGGAUUUCGCAGAAGAAAGUUCAAAAGGUUUAGUGGUGAGAUGGUGUUCACAGUUAGAGGUUUUAGCACACGAGGCAGUGGGAUGCUUCGUUACACACUGUGGCUGGAACUCUAGUUUGGAGGCUUUGAGUUUAGGUGUCCCGAUGGUGGCAAUGCCUAACCGGACAGACCAAAGCACCAAUGCAAAGUACAUUACGGAUGUUUGGAAGAUGGGAAUUAAGGCUCCGGUAGAUGAGAAAGGGAUUGCCAGACGGGAAAUAAUAGAGAGUUGCUUGACCGAAAUAUUGGAGGGGGAGAAAGGGAAAGAGAUCAAAAGCAAUGCUUGUAGAUGGAAGGAAUUGGCCAAAGAAGCAGUGAAUCAAGGUGGAAGCUCAGAUACAAACAUUGAUGAAUUUGUGGCUACUUUGCAAAGGGCUACUGUAUCUGAUAGCUGUACUAUGGAAACUGGCAGUAUAGACAAGGCAGCCGCAGAAAGCAUCGAACAAAUAUCAGACGAACAAUCUAUUGAAAGUGUCCUUGUCUUUCUCAUCAAAGACUUGUCUAGAAAGAUGGUAUGUAAGCAACUAUCACAUGAACAAUCCAUUGAAAGUGUCUCUGUCUUUCUCAUCGAAGACUCGUCUAGAAAGAGGACAUGUAAAUGUCAGGAAUCUUGA